This is a messenger RNA of Pleuronectes platessa (European plaice), 5576 nucleotides long. It is a transcript of the gene wdr32, whose product is annotated as WD repeat domain 32. Gene Ontology annotation, cellular component: Cul4-RING E3 ubiquitin ligase complex. The record is from RefSeq and is a predicted model, not a curated record. Lineage: Eukaryota; Metazoa; Chordata; Actinopteri; Pleuronectiformes; Pleuronectidae. The transcript is spliced from 7 exons. Gene Ontology annotation, molecular function: protein binding. Bases 1 to 1578 code for a protein of 525 amino acids.
AUGAGCUCGGAGCAGCAGGGCGCCAGCGAGGACGCCGACGAGUCGCAGGACAGGCCCGACGGCGACAAAGGGCUGAACCCCGGCGUGGACGACUCGGACGACUCGGAUGACGAUGACAUCCCCCGGGAGGUGGCACCGGCUCGGCCCCGGAGCAGCGAGGAGCGACCGGAGCGAGGGGAGCGAGGCGAGCGCGGGGGCGGCGGCGCAGGGUCCCCGGUGCCCGGCGCACAGGAGCCCCCUUGCCCGCCGAGCACCGCGCCGCAGCCGGGGAGCAGCGGGGCGGACAGCGUGUUCUCCUGGCUGCGGAGCAGGACUAUCAGACGAGGGGUGUUUGUAGACCCAGCCAGGGACAACUUCAGGACAAUGACCAGUCUGUACUGCUCCAUGAACCCGGCCACGGAGUCCGUGAACCUGAGCACCAAGACCCACGGAGCCGUGUUCAACCUGGAGUACUCCCCGGACGGGUCGGUGCUGACUGUGGCCUGCGAGCAGACGGAGGUCCUGCUGUUUGACCCCAUCUCCUCCAAACACAUCAAAACCCUGACGGAGGCCCACGAGGACUGUGUCAACAACAUAAGGUUUUUGGACAAUCGCUUGUUUGCCACCUGCUCCGACGACACCACUAUUGCAUUGUGGGAUCUCCGCAAGCUGAACGCGAAGGUGUGCUCUCUGCACGGCCACGCCAGCUGGGUGAAGAACAUCGAGUACGACACCAACACGCGGCUGCUCGUCACGUCGGGCUUCGACGGCAACGUCAUCACGUGGGACACCAACAGGUUUACAGAGGACGGCUGCCCGCACAAAAAGUUCUUCCACACCCGCUACCUGAUGAGGAUGCGUCUGACGCCCGACUGCUCCAAGAUGCUCAUCUCCACGUCCUCCGGGUACCUGCUCAUCCUCCACGACCUGGACCUCACCCAGUCCCUGGAGGUGGGCAGCUACCGGAUGCUGCGGGCGAGACGCACCCCCCCCACCUCCGACGGCGGCUCGUCGGCGUCCAGGUCGGCUGGAACUCCUCGCCAUGGAAAUGACUCCAGCAAGAUCCACCCUCACAGAGAAGGACUUUCUCCCAGGAAUAGUCUGGAGGUGUUGACUCCAGAGAUCCCAGGAGAGAGGGACAGAGGGAACUGCAUCACCUCCCUGCAGCUCCACCCAAAGGGCUGGGCCGCGCUCAUCCGCUGCUCCAGCAACAUGGACGACCAGGAGUGGACGUGUGUGUAUGAGUUCCAGGACGGAGCGCCCACCCGCCCGCUGGUCUCCCCCCGCUGCUCGCUCCGCCUCACCCACUACAUCGAGGAGGCCAACGUGGGGCGGGGCUACAUCAAGGAGUUGUGCUUCAGCCCGGACGGCCGGCUCAUCUGCUCGCCGUACGGCUACGGCGUCCGCCUGCUGGCCUUCGACGAGCGCUGCGGCGAGCUGGUGGACUGCCUGCCCGUCCAGACCAGCUGCCUCAAGGAGAUCCGCUCCAUCUACUCGCACAGCGACGUGGUGCUCACCACCAAGUUCUCCCCCACACACUGCCAGCUGGCCUCGGGCUGCCUCAGUGGCCGCGUGGCGCUUUACCAGCCCAAGUUUUAGCAUCCGGGGCGAUCAGAGGACGAUGCUCUGCAGACCUGGGUCGAGAGGCGCUGAUCAGGAACUAGACCGGGAACGAUUCUGAAGAAGCAUUUAAUGUUUUCCAGGUUCCAUUAGUUUGAUAGUUGCACAAACAAUCUGGUAAAGUUGCACCGCCCCAAAAAUAUUAAAUGUGCAGCUUCAUAUUUUUCUCUGAUUUUAGACCCUUGUCGUCUAAGAUAUGCAGAAAUUUGUCGUUCAAAACAUUCUGGCCUCUAAAGUAUCAUUCAGUAUAAAUUACACAUCACAGGAAUUCACAUUUUUUAACAUCUCAAAAUGUAGAAACGCAAAAUUACUAGUUUCCUGAUGUUUGUUUUAAAAAGCUCAGUGGAUCAGGUGUGGGGGGGGGGGAGGAAUCUCACAAUGCAUGCAGGUAUUUCAAAUAGUGUGACACAUCUAGAAGUCAUUUUUAUUUGAGGCUCGAUUUGACUUUAAAACACUUAUUUGAACCCGAACCCUUAAAAAAAAAUCACUGGUUUAAUUAGAUCUCAAAUAACUUCUCUGAGCGCCUCUGGACUCGGGUCUGCAGCUGUGGAGCCGACUCAGUUUGUUUGGAAAAGGAGAAGAAGAAGAAGUCUUUGGCAGUCCCCCCCCCCCCCCCCCCCCCACACUGACCAGACUGCAGCAGUGGAUGGAAUCUUUCAGCCCUCCUGAACUUCACUGGGUUAAAAGGACCAUGGGGCUUUGCCAGCUACAGACUUCCAUUCCAUCCCAAAAACUUUGACUCUCCUGACCCGGGGAUCGUUGUGACUCUUCUGUGGCUGUUUUUUCACACGAGAGAUGAAUUUUGGUUUCUCCCAGUAGAAAACUUUGACCUGUUCCGAGACUCGGGACGUCCGCGUGUUGCUGUGUCGGCAGAAAAAAAAACACUAAGGAUGCAAACAGACGUUGAUCCACUGAUUCCUCCGCGGCCGAACGCCUCGCUCUGCUCAUGCCUUCUUUUCUACAGGUGCUGCUUCUCUGCUCAUACAAUCUGAACUGUAUAGGACCUCAUGGUUGUCGCCUUUCUCUUCCACUUCUGACCCACCUUUACUUUUUCUCCUCCACCUCCGACCUGUUGUUUUCAGUUUCAUCAUGUGAAUGUUUUUACUGGUGACAUCGGUGUAACCGCGUCGGCCCUGCUCACAGCACGGUGCUGGAUUUAUUUGUAGGAUUUGUUAGAAAGGAACUUUGCUUCCUGUUCUCUCCACAGUUUGUGUUUAUCUUCAGUCUGUGAAAUGAAACUUUAUGCUCUCUGAAGACCGAAAAGUCCUCCUGCUGCUAUGAUCACAAAUCUACAAUUAAAAUCCCAACAGUAUCAAGGAAAUCAGACAUUUCAAACCACAUCUUUUCCACCAAAGGAUUUAUUUUUGAUCUCUCAAAGUCAGUCCACUGUUUCCCUUUGAGAACAAAAAUAUUUAUAAUCCGCUGACAACUGUAGUUUCUCGUUUCUGGCCCUGUAGCUGUAACUCAAACAAAAGUAAAGUAAAUUGUGAAAUUGGUUAAUUUUGGUUCACUAGUGAAUGUUUCAGCAGCAGGAUGGUGUUUGUUGGAUUAAAUCAAAACUAGAAACUUCUGUCAAGGCCCAAUAAUCCCCUUUAUAAAACUAUGUUUACAUUUGAUAGAUCUUUAUAUUCAUGUGGAUCUGCGUGAAAUUACACAAACUUAUAAAUAACAGUCCCCCUACAGAUUCUUUUCUUUAAGAUCCAUGAAUUAUUAUCUGAGAAAUAAGUGUAAAUGUAAAGAAAUAGCCUGCAUCCGGUUGCUGAUCUGGUUUUGCACCAGUCUUUAAUGGUUUCUUUCCACAUUCUGCAUCCUUCUACCAAGUUUCACCGCAAACUGUUUUUACUUAAUCCUGCAAACUUAACAAACACCAAUGAAAACCAAGUCUCCAUCUACUUCACAGGGAAGAAGGAAACUGUUCAUGUGUUUUUAAAAGUAUCACAGAUAAUAUUUGUUUAUAGAAUCAGAUCAGUUUGUUGGGUUUUGUCUUGUUAACGUUUUGUGGGCAGAAGAAUCUUCUUCAGUUUCAUAUUCACAGGAUUGUUGACUCCUCUUCAUCAGUAUUUGGUUCCUUUCCUUCACAAAUGCUUUGUUUUCUUUCUUCUCUCAGUAGCGAGCGGAUCCCCUCGACUGUUUAACCACUGUUGAUGCUUUGUGUGUGAAACCUGUGUAGUGUAUCUGCUGUAAGAACCAAGCACACGUGUGGGUGUGCGAUGUAAAGUGGCUGUGGUGCAAAGCGACUGCAGCGUAGAUCAAUAUGUGCUGUUGUGUGACCAAUAGAUAAGAGUGUACUACUAUGCAGACCGGCCUUCAUGAAGAUUCAACCUUCUUAUUUAUGGGAGCGUGUCGCUCCGCCAUGUGUGCAGCUGUCCGAUGCCAAAAUGUGUGACCUGAACGUCCACAUCUGCUCUUAUUGGGUUUUAAAAUAUUUCUUUACAUGUUGCAAAAGCUUCAACUUAAAAAAAACAACAAAGAUUUGUUUGACUUCUUGUGGAAAUGAGCCGGUUGUCUUUUCCUGUGGGAGAGUGAGUAGAGAACGUUGCUUCCACUGUUUACCUGCAGUGAUUUGGCCUCUCGAGUAUCAAUUUGAUCAAAACCAUCCAGAAAUGAACAAAACUCGAAAUGUGGGAACAUUAAAAAAAGCCGGACGUGGAGUUUCCAGCUCGAUAAAGUGUGAACACAUGAGGCUGUGUGAAGUUGGGAGGCUGACGUGAGAUGUUCUUCCUGCUCACAGUCAAAUACAUGUGAGCUGAACGCAGCUUUAUAAACUAUAAUAUAAACAGAGAUAUGAUGUUAAUCUGGUGUUUAUCUGCAGCAAUGUGGCCUCUUCAGUCUCAUUUAGUUUAUAUGAAUCCAAGCAAUCCAAAAACGUGAAAAGUUCAGAGUGUAGGAAACUUAAAUAACAUUUUCUGGCAUCAGUUUAAAAGUUAUCACUGAACCAGACGGGAGAAAUUAACAUGCAGAUAUUUUACAGACCUAAUCAUCUCAUAUAUGCAGAUAUUUCUUGUGCCAGACAGUUUUCGAUAUCAUUUUUUAUCAAUUAUUCAAAAACCAUCAGAGGAAAUUACAUUUGUUCAACGUUAAAUAGUAUAAAGUUUCAAAAACAUUUCCUGGCAUUUCUUUUAAAGUGCUCGGUGAACCAGAUUUACACGAUGCAGAUAUUUCACAUCAAGUUCCACACGUCUCGGCUACAGGUCAGUGUUCCCCGAGGUUAGGCUGACUUUAAACACUUUUUUAUGUAUUGUGAUUUUCCUGAAAACCCAUCUGGAAGCUAAAAGGUAUAAAGUAAAUUAUAAAAAAAAAAAAUUCCAAGUACCUCUUCAGUCAAGUCUGCAAUUUCCCGCUCAGAGUUUUAAGGAUGUGACCUGAACAGAAGAUUCACAGACGUCAACGCUCUCGAUAAACUCUCAGACAGAAACUGCCACAGGUUGAAUUAACAAACUAUGUGAAAAGUAAAUUAAGUCUUCUAAACACAGGUGUAACUCAGCCACAUCAUGGUUGGUUGUGUGUGUGUGUGUGAGGAAGGAGGCGUUUAACACUUUGUACCUCAGUGCUCAUGAUGUUUGUGUUUCCCUCUCAGCUCCGUCAAUCAGGGACUUUUCUCUUCCCUGAUUUCAUAAAUAAUCUAAAUCUACAGAAACAGUCGUCGAGCUGAACAUGAACUCAAAAGCUCUUCACACAGAAGUGUCUUAUCUUCUGUUUACACUUCAGGUGAAGAAACAACGGGAUUCAGUUUGUUCUGUUGCUUCCUCCUCGUUUCCUUGUCUCCUCUGAACUGUCUCCUGAUGAUUGAAAAUUCUCUGUUCUGUACCUGUGCUCCGUCACCUCCCAGCUGAGCAGGUGGAGGCGCAUGAGACACACACACAUGUUGAGUUACUCACACUGUUGUUUGCUUCCUGGCUUCAAACGGCAAGUCGUCCCCACAACGGUACUUAUUCUGAUUCUCACAGAAAUUAAAGGUUGGCUUCUUUUGCACUGCG